AUGACGAGUCUCUACGAUCUAUCCGACAAAAAGAUUGACGGCCAAGAGGUCAAUUUCUCGUCCUAUCAGGGAUCUGCCAUCUUGUUCUUUGGAAAGCAAGAACCAGGGACGGCACAAGAGAUUCUCGAAUUUGUCAAGCAAUUUGACGACAAAAUGGAGGAGAAACUCGAAUUCUUUGAAAAGGGAGAUGUCAACGGAGACGACGCUCGCCAAGUCUACAAAUUGCUCACCACGGCGCUCCCAGAAGAAGAUGGAUCCAUUGAUAUCCCUUGGAACUUUGCCAAGUUCCUGGUUGAUAGUUCUGGAAAACCAAUCAAGAGGUACUCGCCAAAGACUGCUCCCGUGGAUAUCAAGCCUGAUAUCGAGGCUCUUCUAAAAGAGGGAUCUUCUUAG
This is a messenger RNA of Seminavis robusta, 393 nucleotides long. The record is from the annotation of a GenBank genome assembly. Lineage: Eukaryota; Bacillariophyta; Bacillariophyceae; Naviculales; Naviculaceae.